AUGAUAUCCGGUCCGCGGCAGUCAAACGACGAAUCCAAAAAGCCGUUCCGUCUACGGAAGAGCUUCCAUUUGUCCAAACUCGGUGCCACCGCUCGUCUUUACGCUUCCGCAUAUGGCAUCUACGAAGUUGAGAUCAACGGCUAUCGAGUCGGGGAUCAUGUCCUCGCACCGGGGUUUCAGUCGUACCAGCAUCGCUUGCAUUACCAGCUACACGAUGUCAUCAGAUUGUUGCGGGAGGGAGAGAACGUGGUCGGCGCUUACGUCGCCGAGGGCUGGUACGCUGGGCGCUUGGGGAGGCCAUCUGUCUCAAACAUCUGGGGUGACCGAAUAGGUUUCCUUGCCCAACUGGAAUGUGAUGGUGAAGUGGUGUGCCUCACCGACUCGUCAUGGCAAUGGCUCGCCGGACCCGUGCAAGCGGCGUCAAUAUACGACGGGGAGCAUUUUGACAGUAAUCAGGACCAGACGAAUGGGUCUAUUCCGGGCUCCGCAGUGACCGUAAAGGGCUCUGCCGAAGAUCUGGGCUUCCCCUCUGCAGCUCUGAUUGCACCGGAAGCGCCACCCGCGAGACGCAUUAUGGAAGUGAAGCCGGUGGAGAUGAUCACGACACGAAGCGGGAAGAAGGUGUUGGACUUUGGUCAGAAUCUGGUAGGCUGGUUGCGGAUUGAGAAGCAAAUCGAAGGCAAGCCAGGCGACAAGCUCUGGAUCCGGCAUGCUGAAGUGAUGGAACGUGGUGAGCUAGGCGUCAGACCUUUGCGUACGGCCAAGGCGCAGAGUCUUGUCACCUUGGGUGGCAACGUCAAGGGCCACGAGACACGCUUCACGUUCUUCGGUUUCCGGUACGCAGAGAUCAAUUGCCCUGGCUCACUGUCCUUGAACGAUUUUACGGCAAUCGUGAUUUCCUCGGACCUUCGACGCACCGGAGUGUUUGAAUGCUCUCACAAGCAGAUCAAUCAGCUCCAUCAGAACACUGUAUGGUCCAUGCGUGGGAAUUUUCUGUCGCUACCUACGGACUGUCUGCAGCGUGAUGAGCGGUUAGGAUGGACAGGCGAUCUCCAAGUCUUUACUCCGACGGCCAACUUCCUAUUCGACACUUCUGCAUUGCUGGGCGAGUGGCUCCGUGACGUUGAAGCCGACCAGAGAGACAACAACGGGGUGCCGCCAGUCAUCGUCCCCGUGAUCCCGAAACCACCAACGCAUACCGAAGCCAGGCCGAUGGCGAUAUGGGCGGAUUGUGUCAUUCUCACACCGAGAGAUCUCUACGAGAGCUUCGGCGACCUGGCUUUCCUCGAGAGGCAAUGGGAGAGCAUGUGUCUUUGGCUUGACAAAGGCGUACCGCGAGAUGAACAUCAGCUGUAUGCAAAGACCUCCCCACAGUAUGGCGACUGGCUUGACCCACGUGCACCUCCGUCAUUGCCCGGACAUGGUCCAACAGAUUGUUACCUGGUCGCAAAUGCGUAUCUGAUCCAUGUCACGAGAGUUGCCGCUCGAAUCGCUUCGAUGCUUGGACACUCAGAUGCCGCCGAAAAGUACUCCUCGCAAGCUUCCAAAAUGUUGGAUCGGUUCCACGAAGAGAACGUGACGCCUGCUGGCAAGCUCUCGUCCAACUCUCAGACUGCAUACGUGCUGGCUUUGCAUUUCGAGUUGUAUCCGUCAGCAAAGCAAAGACAGAUGGCGUGCGAGACGCUCGAGCAUCUCACAAGAUGGGAGGCCUUUAAGAUCACAACAGGAUUUGCAGGCACGCCCCUGAUCUUGAAGACACUUGCGGACAACGAUAUGCUCAGUCUCGCCUACCGCAUGCUGCAAGAGCGUGAUGAUCCGAGUUGGCUUUACACCGUUCGCAUGGGUGCAACAACGAUAUGGGAACGCUGGAAUUCCAUGCUGCCAAACGGCGAUAUAAAUCCAGGCCAGAUGACGUCUUUCAAUCACUACGCCUUAGGGUCCGUGUGCGACUUCUUGCAUGGUGUGGUCGGCGGCCUUUCUGCUGAGACCCCUGGAUGGAAACGAGCACUCGUCCGCCCUCGACCAGGCGGAAGUGUCACUAGAGCAUCUACCUCGUAUGACUCCCCUUAUGGGCCGUACGCUGUAGAGUGGAAGUGCAACGGAGACCGUCUGUCGACGACUCUAUCCGUGCCUCCGAAUGGAGAGGCGCAUGUAAUACUCCCAGGUAUAGAUUGUGUUGUUGGUAGCGGGUCGCACAGCUGGGAGGCGAAGUGGCGUCCAGAUCCGAAAUGGCCUCCCCAACCGAUUCAAGGAGCACAAGGUAUGAUCCUGGAGUCAGUCUUCGUGCCGUAA
Saxophila tyrrhenica is the source of this 2292-nucleotide messenger RNA. RefSeq lists its product as uncharacterized. Gene Ontology annotation, biological process: carbohydrate metabolic process. The transcript is spliced from 3 exons. Bases 1 to 2292 code for a protein of 763 amino acids. The record is from RefSeq and is a predicted model, not a curated record. Lineage: Eukaryota; Fungi; Ascomycota; Dothideomycetes; Mycosphaerellales; Extremaceae.